This is a messenger RNA of Neopsephotus bourkii (Bourke's parrot), 3196 nucleotides long. It is a transcript of the gene SLAIN1, whose product is annotated as SLAIN motif family member 1. The record is from RefSeq and is a predicted model, not a curated record. Gene Ontology annotation, biological process: cytoplasmic microtubule organization; microtubule nucleation; positive regulation of microtubule polymerization. The coding region runs from base 405 to 2210 and encodes 601 amino acids. Lineage: Eukaryota; Metazoa; Chordata; Aves; Psittaciformes; Psittacidae. Gene Ontology annotation, cellular component: microtubule plus-end. The transcript is spliced from 8 exons.
CCAGCUCCAGCGCGCGGGCGGGGUCCGGGGACGGCACCUUUGUUUAAUGAUGGGCGUUGAGCCGGCCCCGGGGCUGCCCGCGGGGCUCCCUAGGGAGGUGGCCCCGCCGUCCUUCCCCCGGGCCGAUGGCGAGGGAGCCGGGCGCCUCUUUGUUCCCGCCGUGUGCGUGUGCGCGGCGCUCCGGCUGCCCGAGUGGGAGGGGAUGAGGGGAUCCCACCCGCGUCCUCGCCGCCGCUGACGGCAGGCGCAGGAGUUGCUGCGGAGCGGAGCGGGUCGGGCAGCUCGGCGCCGGGCAGGGCCCCUAGCGCGGCGACUCCCGGCGCUCCCGCCGCCCGCGGGGGCCGGGCGCUGCCCUCCGGCGGCGCGGCGGAGCAGGUGCCGGUAGCGGUGGUGCCGACGGCGGGAUGGAGGCUGCCUUGCUGAAGCCGGCGAUGAUGGCGGAGGUGAAAGGGAGCGGCGCGGGCUCCGCCGUCAGCGCCGAGCUGGAGGUGAAGAAGCUGCAGGAGCUGGUGCGGAAGCUGGAGAAGCAAAACGAGCAGCUCCGCAGCCGCGCUGCCGCCGCCGCCGCGGUCGCGGUCGCCACCGGCCCGCCUAGCCCGCACCUGCUGCGGGCCCCCGGCGGGCUGCGCCCUGCCAGUCCUCCCUCGGCGGCGGCCAACGCGGCGGCGCCGUGCCUGCCCGGGCCGGUGCCCACCCUGCUGUGCGCCGCCGUGCUGGGCCCGCCGGAGCCGCUCGCCUAUUUCAAGCCCACGCUCGGCCUGCCAGCCGCCGGCGGCGGGGGCCAGGACAUUGGCGGCGGUCCGGGGUCAGCUGCAGCGGCGGCUACCACGGUGCUGGACGAGGUGGCGGUGCUGGAGCUGGAGGACUGCUGCUACGGACAGGACGAGGAUACAUGGUUGUAUAUCUUGCCUACCAAGACUCUCACUCCGCAAGAGAAAUCACUGAGUCCCCUGCAGUGGUGCAGGCGUGUUCUGGAUCAUCCAAGUCCUGAGAUAGAGGCUGCAAAACGUUCCCUGUGCUUCAGAUUGGAACAAGCUAGCCGAUGGCGGAACCUCUUCUCUACACCUGUCUCCUUGGCUUUUCCCUAUAGUCCCGUUGCAAGACUCACCCCAUAUACCAAUGGCUUUAACAGUCCCAGCUUCUCUAAAACCUCCAGUAAAGCAAUACUAACACCUGAACGAACAGGUUACCUUUCUAGGAGUUCGCCUUUGAGCCCACAGUCGUCAAUAGACAGUGAGCUGAGCACCUCAGAGCUGGAGGAUGAUUCCAUCUCCAUGGGAUACAAGCUGCAGGACCUCACCGAUGUUCAGAUCAUGGCUCGUCUACAGGAGGAGAGCCUUAGGCAAGAUUAUGCUUCAACUUCAGCAUCUGUGUCAAGGCACAGUUCCAACGUCAGUCUGCAUGCAGGAAAGAAAGGGACGUGCGCUGACCAGGAGUAUGAUCGCUACAGUCUUGAGGACGAGGAAGAGUUUGACCACCUCCCGCCUCCCCAGCCACGGCUGACUCGCUGCUCCCCCUUCCAGAGAGGGAUUCCCCACUCACAGACUUUCUCCAGUAUCCGGGACUGCAGGAGGAGCCCUACCUCCCCACACUUUCCUUCAAAUACUUAUCAGCAGCCCUACUACUCUCCUCAAGCCCAAACUCCAGAGCAGCAACCAAAUAAGAUUAAUGGAGAUAAACUUCGAAGAAGCAUGCCUAACCUUGCUCGGAUGCCAAGUACCCCCACUGUUAGCAGCAGUGCUGGCUUUGCUAGUUCUCCAGUCACUGUGAGGAACAGUCAGAGCUUUGACUCCAAUUUGCAUGGAGCGAGUAAUGGAAUUUCAAGGUUGCAAUCAUGUAUUCCAUCACCAGGACAGCUUCAACACAGAGUUCACAGUGUGGGACAUUUUCCAGUGUCUGCCAGACAGCCUCUCAAAGCUACUGCAUACGUAAGCCCAACCGUACAAGGUAGUAGCAGUAGUAGCAGCAGCAUUCCAGUGUCCAAUAACUUGCAGUUAUAUUCUAACACUGGAAUCCCAAUGCCAAACAAGACUGCCAGUCAAGGGAUUGCAGGGCGCAGUGCUCUUCCAAGACCAUCACUGGCCAUCAAUGGGAGUGGCAUCCCCAGAAGUAAAAUUGCACAGCCAGUUCGAAGUUUUCUUCAACCUCCAAAACCACUUUCAUCACUCAGCACGAUGCGAGAUGGGAACUGGAGAGAUGGCUGCUACUGAUGAAGGAGACCCAUCAACAGUGGAAAAUAACAUGGAUUUCAUUACCCAGCUGGCUGGGUAACAAUGGUUUGGGAAAGAAGGGUCAUACAGUAUUAUUUCCCCUGGGAUUUUAAUAUGUAACCAUCCAUAAUGCAAUGUCAUUUUUUAAAAAUGAACAUCUUAUCGAGUACUAAAUAUUGCACUUAAUCAGUUACCUGAACAGCUGCGUUGUUGCCAGACUGACAAUGACAGUGUUGGCAUUUGGAACUGAAGAAAGUUCCAGAAUAUUUCCUUGGAAAGAACUAGGAGACAAUGCUUUUGGGCAGCUUUGCCAUCCUGAAAUUCUAAGUUAAUUUAUUUAGUGUAAAGUCCUCAUGUGUUUUAUUUUGAAUUUGGGGGGACUUAUGUAUGUGCUUGAAUUUUUUUCUAGUGUUUCCAGUACAUUUUAUUUUGUUUACUUAAGUUCAUUUAAACUUGCCUGAACCUUGAACAACAGAGAGAUAAUUUAACUUUUUCGUGCCAUAAAUAAUAUUUUUGGGGUAACGUACUUUUUUAGUACUAGGAGCAUAUCUUUCAAAGUGGUAUCAUUGGCAAUACAAAGCAGUGUAUUUGUGUUGCAGAAGCACAAAAAAAAGUAGCAUUCACUGAAAAUUGCCAUCCAGCUGGGUCAGCAUGGUUUUGUUGGUCUUUCACCAUUUGUUCAAUUGUCAUAGUGUUUUGUGUUUAAAACGGCAGCAAAAGUCACAUUGCACUUACAAAGUGGUCUCUAAAACUACAGUUGAUUUUCAGUACUUUAUUACAAAAGAAUGAAAUUGUAACAUUUUAUUAACAGUUGCUUAUGGAAAAUGAGUUUUAAUGCAAAUAAAUUUUUUGAUAGACCUUUUACAAAAUCCAAUUGCACUAAUCAAUGCUUUCUUAUAAUGGCAUAUGACUUAAUAUUUGAUUACAACUGUGUAUACGGCUGUUUUGGAAUGUUUCAGAAAUAAAGAAUCUAUUUCAGCAAUAAA